AUGAGAAACCAUACACCAAUAACAACUUUUAUCCUGCUGGGGCUAACAGAUGAUGCCCAACUACAAAUUCUGCUUUUCAUCUUUCUGUUUCUCACCUACAUAUUGAGUGUAACAGGGAACAUGACCAUUAUCACCCUCACACUUUUGGACUCCCAUCUUAAAACCCCUAUGUAUUUUUUCCUCAGAAAUUUUUCCUUCUUAGAAGUCUCAUUUACCACAGUCUGUAUUCCUAGAUUCCUGUACAGUAUAUCAACUGGGGAUAAAACCAUUAGCUAUAAUGCUUGUGCAAGUCAAAUAUUUUUUGUUAUUUUAUUUGGAGCAACCGAGUUUUUUCUCCUGGCAGCCAUGUCCUACGACCGCUACGUGGCCAUCUGUAAACCCCUGCAUUACAUGACCAUCAUGAACAGUCGGGUAUGUACCUUAUUAGUCGUCUGCUGUUGGGUGUCUGGUUUGAUGAUCAUUCUCCCACCCCUUAGCCUGGGCCUCCAGCUUGAAUUCUGUGAUUCCAAUGCCAUUGAUCAUUUUAGCUGUGAUGCAGGUCCCCUCCUAAAGAUCUCCUGCUCAGAUACAUGGGUAAUAGAACAAAUAGUUAUCCUCGUGGCUAUAUUUGCACUCAUUAUCACCCUAGUGUGUGUGUUUCUGUCCUAUACAUAUAUUAUAAGGACAAUUUUGAGAUUCCCUUCUGUCCAACAAAGAAAAAAGGCCUUUUCUACAUGCUCAUCCCACAUGAUCGUGGUUUCCAUCACCUAUGGCAGCUGCAUUUUCAUCUAUAUCAAGCCCUCAGCAAAGGAUGAGGUGGCCAUAAAUAAAGGUGUUGCGAUGCUCACUACUUCUGUUGCACCCUUGUUGAACCCCUUCAUUUACACUCUGAGGAAUAAGCAAGUGAAACAAGCUUUUACUGACUCCAUAAAGAGGAUAAAAUUUCUCUCAAAGAAACUGAAGUUUUGA
Molecule: messenger RNA, 948 nt
Organism: Phyllostomus hastatus (greater spear-nosed bat)
Lineage: Eukaryota; Metazoa; Chordata; Mammalia; Chiroptera; Phyllostomidae
Product: olfactory receptor 6C2
Exons: 1
Coding region: 1-948 (315 amino acids)
Biological process (GO): G protein-coupled receptor signaling pathway
Cellular component (GO): membrane
Molecular function (GO): G protein-coupled receptor activity; olfactory receptor activity
Source: RefSeq, a predicted model, not a curated record